AACACCAGAGAAGCCUUCAAACUCCGAAGCCUUCAACCCAAACUUACACAGCAAGUUCUACCACUUCCAAUAUUUGUUGUAUUAGUCAUGGGUAUGCGUCUGCCAUCCAUGCUUUCCAAUGCCAAGCAGCUUCUCAAACUGCACUCGAUGCAGACAAGAAAUCAGUCAGGCGUUCCAAAAGGCCAUAUUGCAGUCUAUGUGGGAGAGAUCCAAAGAAAGAGGUUUGUGAUUCCCAUAUCAUACUUGAACCAUCCUUCAUUCCAAGACCUGCUUAGCCGAGCUGAGGAAGAGUUCGGAUUCAAUCAUCCAAUGGGUGGCCUUACCAUUCCAUGCAAGGAAGAUGCCUUCAUCGAUCUCACUUCCCAGUUGCAUGCCUCGUGAAAGAUGAAAGAAUGAACAGCAGUCCUAUACAAUUUUGACAUUUUUUUUUUCUAUUCUCAAGUAGAUGUAUACUUUACAACAUGUAAAUGAAUGAGCAGGAGUAAAUUGCUCUGCCAAAAAGAUAUCAAUCAGAUAUGAAGUUCUUGC
Juglans microcarpa x Juglans regia is the source of this 528-nucleotide messenger RNA. Its product is annotated as auxin-responsive protein SAUR23-like. Gene Ontology annotation, biological process: response to auxin. The coding region runs from base 88 to 381 and encodes 97 amino acids. The record is from RefSeq and is a predicted model, not a curated record. The transcript has a single exon. Lineage: Eukaryota; Viridiplantae; Streptophyta; Magnoliopsida; Fagales; Juglandaceae.